UGUUGCCUUGGUAUGGGUGCCUGCUGUUCACCUCUCAGUAGAUAAUUAACAACCCUUAGCUGUGCGCAGCCCUUGCACCCUUACCUCGCUAUCUGAAUGUAUCUGUGUGUGUGCAUCGAUGCGCUUACCCCUAAUUGCAAUGCCAUAAAAAGUGCAAUUCCAGCGAAGGACAACCACCGAAGCAGAAACGAGAGAGAGAACUGGCAUUGUCUUGCCACCAGACGGCAGGAUGUAGGACUCAGUACCGGGACGCAGCACCCAGAACUAUCAGCAGCAGCAACGGAGAGCGAUAUGCCAGGGGGUUGGGGAGGGAUCAAAUUAUGCGAAACUGCAUUUUCACUUUUCGCAUCGCCAAACCCGGCCAUUUGCACCAUAAGGCCAACUGGUGGAGAUGGCCGAGCUGCAGCUGCUCCGGGUUCCUCUUGGUCGUCUGCGUCUUCGCGUGUGUGUGUGUGUGUUUUUAUAACAUUUGUGGAUUACGCCUAUAAAAACUACACUUCACCGCGGAGCCAGCGAAGUGGGCACCAGCUACAACAAAGGGUUGGUAAACUAAUUUAA
Messenger RNA from Drosophila simulans, 558 nucleotides. RefSeq lists its product as uncharacterized. The record is from RefSeq and is a predicted model, not a curated record. The transcript has 3 exons. Lineage: Eukaryota; Metazoa; Arthropoda; Insecta; Diptera; Drosophilidae. The coding region runs from base 97 to 558 and encodes 153 amino acids.